Zymoseptoria tritici IPO323 is the source of this 699-nucleotide messenger RNA. RefSeq lists its product as uncharacterized. Lineage: Eukaryota; Fungi; Ascomycota; Dothideomycetes; Mycosphaerellales; Mycosphaerellaceae. The annotation marks the transcript as partial. The transcript has a single exon. The record is from RefSeq and is a predicted model, not a curated record. Gene Ontology annotation, cellular component: cytoplasm; mitochondrion.
CAACCUUGGACAAACACCUCAGUCGCCCUCACAGUCGUCGUCUCCGUCACCGCCUCCUGGGCCGCCCUCCGAUUCUACAAACGCUUCCUCCGCCGCAUCCCCAACAUCUCGCACCUCCACCCAGACGCUCUCCGCACACGAUCCCUCUACGGCUACGUCACACGAGUAGGAGACGGCGACAAUUUCCGCUUCUUCCACACCCCGCUCGGUAUCUUCGCAGGCUGGGGAUGGCUGCCCUCCCGACGCGUCCAGGACCUCGGCAAGAAAGAGCUGCAAGAUCAAACACUCCACGUUCGCAUCGCGGGAGUAGACGCGCCGGAGUGUGCGCAUUUCGGACGGCCCGCGCAGCCGUAUAGUGCUGAGGCGUUGGAGUGGUUGAAAGGUACGGUGGAGGGUCGGUAUGUGCGCGUCUACCCGUUGCGGAAAGAUCAGUAUGAACGGGUAGUGGGCAAAGUCGUGUCGAGGUGGGUGAGGAAGGAUUUGGGCACGGCGAUGAUCAAGACUGGUUGUGCGACGGUUUACGAGGCGAAAUUUGGGAGUGAGUUUGCGGGGUUGGAGGAGGUGUAUCGGAAGGAGGAGGAGAGGGCGAGGGCGGGUGGGAAGGGGAUGUGGAAGGCUCCUGGGUUGGUGGGGAGGAUUUUGGGGGAAAAGGGGGAGGUGAGGGAGAGUCCGAGGGAGUAUAAGAAUCGAAUGAAGGCU